This is a messenger RNA of Aspergillus glaucus CBS 516.65, 1953 nucleotides long. RefSeq names its product exonuclease V. The coding region runs from base 1 to 1953 and encodes 650 amino acids. Gene Ontology annotation, molecular function: single-stranded DNA 5'-3' DNA exonuclease activity. Gene Ontology annotation, biological process: interstrand cross-link repair. Lineage: Eukaryota; Fungi; Ascomycota; Eurotiomycetes; Eurotiales; Aspergillaceae. The transcript is spliced from 2 exons. Gene Ontology annotation, cellular component: nucleus; mitochondrion. The record is from RefSeq and is a predicted model, not a curated record.
AUGUCCUACCCAGCAAACCCUCCUCCUCAACAAUCGACGCCGGAUGACAGCGACUACGGCUCCGACUUCACCCCGGAACAAGAGGCGCUGGUAAACGAAUUGUUCGCCAAAAUCGCCACGGAGAGCGCGUCGGUUGCGCCCACUACACCACCACCACCACCUCUCCCGCAACCACCGUCACAAUUACCACGGAAUACCGCGACGGAAGUAGCUGCUGCUAUUCCUACCGCUACGCAGGACACCGUUGGUGCGCAGGAUAUCGAAGACUACUAUGCACCGCACUCGAGCCCGCGUGUUCCAAGGGUCCUGGGGCGCGAAAAACCAGGCACUUCAUGGCAAUUAUACAAGACAGCAGGUGGUCCUUGGAGUAAGACCUCUGGGGCAGACACUGGCACAGGGCCAGGGCCCGGGCUACCAGCGCAGAACUCGAGCAACGGCGGUGCGGAGUUUGUCGAGCAUCCGAAUUCGACGGAAGGUCGCGCGCGGAAUCGAGAGCGUGAUAUUGCCAGGGAGCAGGAAUGGGUUGCUGCUAUGAAUCCUGCUGGGACUGGGACUGGGACUGGAGAUAAUCCGGCGGCGGAUACGACGCGAUCACCGAUAGAACGGUUUCGACGACCCCCGAAUAAAGCGUUUUCCGUGUCGGAUUUGAUUUCGCCUGCGUGGUGCGAGUUGCAGUAUUGGUAUACGUUGACCAAGUACGGGAGGAAGAGGAGAACAGCGGCUAUGAAGCAGGGUACUACGAUUCAUAAGACGCUGGAGGAUGAGGUGCAUACGACCGUGUCGGUGGAGGUUACGACCAAGGAAGAUGCGCUGGCGUUGCGGAUUUGGAAUAUCAUUCAGGGACUGCGGACGUUACGAGAAUUCGGGAUGACAAGGGAAUUGGAGGUAUGGGGAUUGGUGGAUGGUGAGCUGGUGAACGGGGUGAUUGAUCAGCUUUCCUAUGAGUGUCCGGAUCCGGAGCUUGAGGUUUCUGCUGCGUCGUAUUAUGCGGAUGUUGAGGCUACGCGGGCGGCGCUGCCGGAGUAUCAGAUGUCGUUGACGGACUAUCUGCUGUCGUCUUCGCAGCGUGGGAAGCGGUUGGAUGAAUUAUCCUGGGAUCAGAAUGAGGAGGUGCAUUGGUCUGCGUCACCACUGCCCCCGCCCCCGGAGGCAUGUGAGAUACCCCGGGUGUAUAUGACGGAUAUCAAGACCAAGGGUAGUGGAUCGAUUCCUACUGUCAAGAGCACGUCUUUUCGACCGACGUCGCUGCAGCUGCAGCUGUAUUACCAUAUGCUUAACCGGCUGGUAACCAGCGACGAUGUGACUAUCGAGUCACUCGCGGCGCGCUACAACCUGAAUCCCAACCGUCCGUUCACCGACGCCUUCAUCGCGGAAGUCGGUGCUCUGAACGACCAGUUCUUCGACGCCAUGUCCUCGCAAGAAUUCGACCCUGAUUUCAUCCCUACCCCUGAAGACGCCCUGAAAAAGCCACCCUCAUCACCCUCCUCAUCUAUAAUCCCCCCAUCUGGUAGCCAAGACUCCACCACCGUCCUCAUCGAAAACAACAACCUCACCAACCUCUGGCGCUUAAUGAAAGACCACCUCCGCCUCACCUUCCUCCCAUCCCAAGAAACCGAAGUCCCCAUGGCCCCCUCCAUCCCCUCAGAAAUCCAACCCUCCAUCCUCGAAUCCUACCCAACAGUCAUCUCCCCACUGUUGACAGCACGCUACCUCUCCGCCUCCGAGUCUCGCUCCCUGGGCAGUCGAUCGUUCCUGUACGAUCCUGUUAGCAUGACCUCAUAUCUAUCGGAUCAGAUGAGUUGGUGGAAGGGGCAAAGGGAUCCGCGCGGCGUGGAGGUAAUGGAGGCGUGGAAGUGUCGGAUUUGUGAGUUUCGGGAUGAGUGUUCGUGGAGGCAGGAGAAGGCUUGGGCGUUGGCGAAUUGGAAUCGGGGGAGGAAGAGGGCUGCUGCUUAG